AACGUACAAUUUAACGACCACAACGUUACGUUAUCACACUCAAAAUUCAGCACUGUGUUUGUUUGAUAUUAUUCUAAUUUUGAUGAACUUUUAAAGACUUUGGAUACUGUAUUAGUCUGUAUUUUAAGUAUUACGUUAUUUAAAAAACUCCGUGAAACACAUUAUCGACCAACUCGAAGCGGUGUCUGUUUGUGGCUCUCACAUGUAAAGCUAGCAUUCAAGCUAGCACUGUUACAGCAACACCUGGGCUGGUUCUUGGAUUUAAUUGAGCUUAUUCAUAACUCUUUAAAUCCAGAAAAAUCAUUAAGAAUCAUCCCUGUAAUUUUACAAUAUUUCAACUAAGCCCUCCCUUGUUUACCUUCAGAACCUACAUGAAUAUUUCCUCAUAACCAGUGGUGGACAGUAACAGAAACCAUGAAGGUGAGCAAACCCACACAGGCUAAAACCCAGACGAAAUCCCAGAAGUGGAAGGAUGUGAGAGGCAGACGCUGCAGGCCUCCCAUCGGUCCCUCAGACCUCAACUCCAGCCCUGUCAUGGCCAGAGUGAUCCAGGAGCACCAGGCCACUGUAAAGAAGAAGAAGAAGAAGAAGCCGUCUGUGAAGAGACUGAAGAAAAAGGCAAAGUCUGUGUCUGACACCAAGAAAAAUAACACUCCCAAGUCUGGGUUGAAGAAGCCACACGCUCAGGCGAAUGGGAGCUCAGUGUACAACAUGGACAACGAGUCAGAGGACUCCCAGGACUGGAAGGAGUACUCCCAGUCCCUUAACAAGAACGGCGUGGAAAGCUCAGGUGAUAUGGACGACUUAAGACCAGGAAGACUGGAGGGAGAGGCUCUUCAUUACUGUGCAGAGAGAGAUGAUCGGAAGAACCACGCUGUGCUCGUCAUGCAGGAGAAUCAGACCCUGUGUUUCCGUGGGAAGUGCUUUCUGACCAGCCUGUACGGUCGGGUAGAAGUGAUGGGCUUCACCAUCGAAGAAGGCCAGCAGUCGUAUCCACUGUUCUCUCCAGCUUCACACUGUCCGAUCACCAUCAGAGCUCUGGAAAGCUCCCCUCACGCCCGAGAAGACAGGACAGAAGCAUCAGACAUCCUCAGACAGUAUCUGUCAACAGUGUCACGUAAGAAGCUGUUAAAAAGAGUACGGCCAAACUCAUCCAUCAUUCUACUGGAGCCCAUGGAGACUCCUCUCACCCGGUUUCUAUCAAGCUUCAGUGAUUAUGGUGAAUUGUUCAGCCCCCCAAUGGGUGAACUCAUGUCAGCUGUUCUUGACACUCCACUCAACGGUUUGGGAAUGAUUCCCCUGGUCAGAGCCAUCGAAGGCCUGAAAAUGUCAGAGACCUACAGAGAAGCUCUAAACAUGGUGGUCAAUGCCUGCAUAGGUGACUUUGACGGUUGUGCAGUAAUCCUCGUAUGUGGAACCAAGAAUGUGGGCAAAUCAACAUUUAUCCGCUUCCUCAUCAACACCUUACUAAACCAUACUGCCAGUGUAGAUUAUUUGGAAGGAGACCUCGGUCAAACAGAGUUCACUCCUGCUGGAUGUCUGUCCUUGUCGACCGUCAGAGAACCUCUUCUAGGUCCUCCUUUCACACAUCAGUACACACCAGAAAACAUGAUCUACUACGGUCAAACAUCAUGUGAGUCAGACUUAGACCGCUACCUGGAAUCCCUGAAGUCCCUGUGGCGUAGACGCUCCCCGAGCAGAGAGACUCCUGUCAUUAUCAACACCAUGGGCUGGGUCAAAGGAUUUGGAUUCCAGCUCCUAGUGGACAUGAUCCGCUUCUUCCCAGUCUCUCAUGUGGUCCAGCUGAGUCACAGUGGCAUCACUCAGUGUCCCGUCCUCACUCCAGACUUUCUGAGGACGGCACACGGCUUCCACACACACCCGCCUGCUCAGACCGCUCUGGACGAGUUUACAGAGAGCCACAGUCCUCCCAGAAGCUACGUCCACCUCAAUGUACAAUCAGAGUUUCAAGGAGUGGGACGCCAGGGGACAGCGAAACACCAGCGCACCAAUGAGCACAGAGAGCUGUCACUGCUGGCCUACUUAAGUCAGCUGCAGUCUGCUGACCCUGGACCAGUCAGACCCAUACACAGCCUCACUCCAUACCAGGUCCCUCACACGGCGGUAGCUUUAGGUGUGAUCCACUGUGAGAUCGCUCCCAGUCACAUGUUUUAUGCCGCCAAUGCGAGUCUGGUUGGACUCUGCUGCCUGGGAGAGAAAGUGAUGAGCAGAGGAGGACCAGUGGUUCUUUCUCAGGCACCAAUCUGCCCGUGUGUGGGCUUAGGUGUUCUUCGAGGUAUUGACAUGGAGCGAGGUCUGUACUUCCUGCUGACGCCUGUUGAUCCCUCGAUCCUUCGUAAGGUCAACUGUCUCCUCCUGGGAGCGGUGUCACUGCCUUCCUGCGUCCUCACAACACAGCCCGGCUUCGAAGGCGAGACGCCGUACGUCACCACAGAUUACAGUUUCGAUCUAACCGGUGCAGGAAAGCUUCGAGUCUUCAAGGGAAUGACGAGACCCAGUCAACUCGGCAUGGAAUGACAUUUUCUAAUCAGUAUCUACAUUUUCACUGGCGCCUUGUGCCAAAACUACCGACACCUGUCAGCGUUGGCUGUUGAACCUGGAGAACUGACCUGGAGAACUGAGACGAGCCGGACAGUUUUAUUAUUUCAGUCUGACAGCCAGUAUCACAGACUCUCUCUUCAGGAGGACAUUUUGAGUUCCUGGACUUCCUCUCUGAACUUCCUCAUCACGUCUUACACCCUCAGUACAUUUUGAGGGAGCCCUGAAGGAGUUUUGAGUUUCUGUUUUCUGUCACACGGACAAUAAUACCACACGUAGUUCAAACCUUUGUUUCAUGUGUCUUCUCGUAGGGGGCGGCUCAAAGCUGCAAGAAAAACAAAAACCCUGUCGUGUAUCACAGGAGGGACGGUUUACCUUUCAGACUUUGGUGCUUUCCUUUGAGUUUCAGCAGUAUAGAUAUUUGUUUCAAUUGAAUCCAGACAGUCAAAGGCCAUUUAAACAUGUCGUCACAGUAUUACAGUGUAGUCCCUGAGUGGUUGGUACAUUUGUGACGGUUGUAUUUGUGGAUAAAACACUUUCUGACAAGAUGUUUGGAGUGUUUAUGCUUAGUUCAUCUAACAUCUAAGCAAGGAAACUUAUCAAUUCACAAAACUGAAUACACAUCCUGUCCAUAUUUUGGCUUUUUCCAGCUCCGUAAGUCAUAUUUUAUUGCUGACUAAUGCUGCUGUACAUAAACAUUCCUGCACUUCUAGUUCAAUCAUGUUUUGGUGGGCUUAUGUUUGAAAUAAGUGACACAAUUCAAAGACUGUUUUGUUCCUUUGUGUUAUCAUUUUGACCUCAAGGGGGCAGCAGAUGUAUGUUGAGGUUUGUAUUUACACAACGGCAGAUGUUCACCUACAGAAAGUCUCCAGGGAAAGAGAAAUGUUCAGAAGUCGUCGGCGUGUGAUACAAAAUAAAUGUGGUGUUUUCUGUUUUUCAAAGAAAAUGAAGAAACAAUCAAA
Notolabrus celidotus (New Zealand spotty) is the source of this 3521-nucleotide messenger RNA. RefSeq names its product nucleolar protein 9 (gene nol9). Gene Ontology annotation, biological process: cleavage in ITS2 between 5.8S rRNA and LSU-rRNA of tricistronic rRNA transcript (SSU-rRNA, 5.8S rRNA, LSU-rRNA). Gene Ontology annotation, cellular component: nucleus. NCBI's taxonomy places the organism in Eukaryota, Metazoa, Chordata, Actinopteri, Labriformes, Labridae. The record is from RefSeq and is a predicted model, not a curated record. Gene Ontology annotation, molecular function: polynucleotide 5'-hydroxyl-kinase activity. The coding region runs from base 415 to 2538 and encodes 707 amino acids. The transcript has 14 exons.